AAUAUAUACAUUGCAGUGUAAUGGUUUUAAGCAAGAGUGUGGCAGAUCAGGGUGGCGUUCAGAGAGAUGAUAGAGCCCCGGUCACUUGCCACCUCUGUAUUGGGAUAAGGCUCCGAGCUAGCUACUGAUAUUUUCUUCUCUACCUCGGACAGCAACCGGUACUAAUCCCCUGUUGCAUAACUAGAAGGGACUGCAGGGGAGAUGAUCUUGUGUGGAUACGUAUGUCGGGGCAGUACUAGGAAAUAAACCAGGAAAGGUAACUGAAGGCUGUUUUAUAGGAAAUCAUUGAGUGCCAAGCUUCUUCAGCACGACUGGCCGUUACUGACUCUGUCCAUCAGAUAGUCGGAGGCCUCGAGGGUUGAUGAACAUGGAUCCACACUGACAGAAAACCAAGUGUGCAGACAUUGAGGUCCAGCUCUCAGUCCCCUUUUGUGUGGGAAGAAGGAACUGGGUCUAUCUGAAAGGAAAGCUUCUGCAUCUCAGCAGCGCGGGUCAGUGCAAGAUGGACCCCGUGGUCUUGAGUUACAUGGACAGUCUGCUGCGGCAGUCAGAUGUCUCGCUGUUGGACCCCCCAAGCUGGCUCAACGACCAUAUCAUCGGGUUCGCCUUUGAGUACUUUGCCAACACUCAGUUCCACGACUGCUCGGACCGCGUCUGCUUCAUUAGCCCCGAAGUCACCCAGUUCAUCAAGUGCACUCGCAGCCCAGCGGAGGUGGCCAUGUUCCUUGAACCCCUGGACCUCCCCCACAAGAGAGCUGUGUUUUUAGCCAUCAACGAUAACUCCAACCAGACAGCUGGGGGGACCCACUGGAGUUUGUUGGUUUAUCUCCAAGAUAAAAAUAGCUUUUUUCAUUACGAUUCCCAUAGCAGGAGCAAUUCGGUUCAUGCAAAGCAGGUAGCAGAGAAACUGGAAGCUUUCUUAGGCAGAAAAGGAGACAAACUGGUCUUUGUGGAGGAGAAAGCCCCUGCUCAACAGAACAGCUACGACUGUGGGAUGUACGUGAUAUGUAACACCGAGGCCUUGUGUCAGAGCCUCUUUAGGCAACAGCCGGACUCCCUGCUGCAGCUACUCACGCCUGCAUACAUCACGAAGAAGAGGGGAGAGUGGAAAGACCUCAUCGCCAGACUGGCCAAGAAUUAGCCCGGCAGCGCGUCGGGGACUUGGUCUCUCCCUGCCCUUCCCCGUUCAGUGGACAGCUGCCGUCUCGGUGCCCGAGGGAGGACGCCUGUGGAGGGAAGCUUGUGCUCAGACUUGUUCCUGGAACAGCGCCUCCUCUGCACUAUCUUAGUGGGAAGUUUAACUUUAACCCUGUCUUGAGGGCGGUAUAUUCUGGGAACACGUCUUGAAAUUAUACACCAAAACCUUAAACCGCAGUAUCUUAGCGUUUGCUACACACGAGGUUCAAGUAAAACCUUUCCUUUUUUAUUGCCAUAAAAUCAAUUCCUUUUAGUCCCUCUUAUCCACAUUAGCUUAUUCCAAAGAAAAGGCUGCGACCUGUAAACUAGUCAAGAAUACGCGUGGGGCCAGCAGGUGGCCUGGUGGUUCAAAGCACUGGACUCCCACAUGGCCAACCAAGGUUCGAGUCCCAGACCUGGUGGCUUGCUUU
This is a messenger RNA of Tupaia belangeri chinensis (Chinese tree shrew), 1607 nucleotides long. RefSeq names its product SUMO peptidase family member, NEDD8 specific (gene SENP8). The transcript is spliced from 2 exons. NCBI's taxonomy places the organism in Eukaryota, Metazoa, Chordata, Mammalia, Scandentia, Tupaiidae. Gene Ontology annotation, biological process: protein deneddylation; proteolysis. The record is from RefSeq and is a predicted model, not a curated record. Gene Ontology annotation, molecular function: deNEDDylase activity; cysteine-type peptidase activity. The coding region runs from base 503 to 1141 and encodes 212 amino acids.